GAAUCACAACAAACGUCCGAAGAACAAAAAGCCCAUUCGCCAACACGACACACAGAUUCGUGCAAUAAAAAUGAGAAAGUCUCAGCUCACCUGAGUUCGCCGGAGCAAUAUCCUACUUUUCUCCGGUCGGCAUACCGCCGUCGCACGAUCCAAAUCUCCCAACCACUGAAAUGAAGUUGCACUUUCCUUCUGAUUUGUUGCAACAAUGCAACAACAAUAAAGAUGGAAGAAGUUUCUCUCAACAAUGAGCAAGUCCUUGUGGGUCAAGGCAGUGAGACACCACAUGAAGGAGACGCUGAGAGGACAGAGUUAGAUGGUCAAAAUGGUAUUCCUCAAGGAAGGAAGGAAUUUGUUGCACCAGCCGUGGGAAUGGAAUUUGAAUCAUAUGAUGAUGCUUACAACUAUUAUAAUUGUUAUGCUAGGGAAGUGGGAUUCCGUGUGAGAGUGAAAAAUUCGUGGUUCAAACGAAAUAGUAGAGAGAAGUAUGGGGCAGUACUUUGUUGCAGCAGCCAGGGUUUCAAAAGAAUUAAAGAUGUAAACCAUCUACGGAAAGAAACAAGAACUGGCUGCCCUGCAAUGAUAAGGAUGAGGCUAGUGGACUCUAGAAGGUGGAGAGUACUUGAAGUUACACUUGAACACAACCAUUUGUUAGGUACAAAAAUCUAUAAGUCAAUUAAGAAGAUGAACACUGGAACCAAGAGGAAGCUGCAGUCAAACUCUGACGCAGAAGUACGGACAAUCAAGUUGUACCGGGCACUUGUAAUUGAUGCAGGAGGUAAUGGGAACUCAAAUUCUAAUGCAACAGAAGUCAGGAAUUAUUCUGAUCAUCCAAAUCAGUUGAUCUUGAGAAAAGGUGAUACUCAAGCCAUUUAUAACUACCUCUGUCGUAUGCAAUUGACAAAUCCAAAUUUCUUUUACUUGAUGGAUCUUAAUGAUGAAGGGCGUGUGAGGAAUGCGUUCUGGGUUGAUGCCAGGUCCAGGGCUGCAGGUGGUUACUUUAGUGAUGUAAUAUUUUUUGACAAUACUUAUUUGUCAACUAAACAUGAGAUCCCACUCGUGACGAUUGUUGGGAUAAAUCACCAUGGUCAAUCUGUUUUACUGGGUUGUGGCCUGCUUGCAGGCGGGACAACAGAGUCCUAUUUGUGGAUGUUCAAAGCAUGGGUCAGUUGCAUGCCAGGAUGCUCUCCACAAACCAUUAUUACAGACAGAUGCAAGUUUUUGCAGAGUGCAGUUGCUGAGGUUUUUCCAAGAUCUCAACAUCGUUUUGGUUUGUCACACAUCAUGAAAAAGGUCCCAGAGAAAUUGGGAGGACUGCACAAUUAUGAUGCCAUUAGAAAGGCAUUGAUUAAAGCAGUUUAUGAGACUUUAAAACCGUUCGACUUUGAAGCAGCAUGGGGAUUUAUGAUCCAGCGCUUUGGAGUUGGUGAGCAUGAGUGGCUCCGGUCUUUGUAUGAAGAUCGAGCUCGAUGGGUUCCAGCGUAUUUAAAAGACACAUAUUUUGCUGGAAUGGCUGCUGCACGGCCCGGUGAGAUCCUGAAUGCAUUUUUUGACAGGUAUGUGCACAAACAAACUCCUUUGAAAGAAUUUCUCGACAAGUAUGAAUUAGCUUUACAAAAAAAGCACAAGGAAGAAGCACUUGCAGAUAUGGAGUCUAGAAACUCAAGUCCCACCUUGAAAACAAGAUGUUCCUUUGAGUUUCAACUGUCCAAAGUGUAUACAAGAGAAAUAUUCAAGAAGUUCCAAAUCGAGGUGGAGGAGAUGUACUCUUGUUUCAGUACAACACAAUUACACAUUGAUGGACCAAUUAUAAUAUUCUUGGUGAAGGAGCGUGUUUUGGGAGAGGGAAAUAGGAGGGAGAUCAGGGAUUAUGAAGUUCUGUACAAUAGAGCGGCAGCAGAGGUUCGUUGCAUUUGCAGCUGCUUUAACUUCAAUGGUUAUCUAUGCCGGCAUGCAUUAUGCGUGCUCAACUUCAAUGGGGUGGAAGAGAUCCCUUCUAAGUACAUUCUUUCACGGUGGAAAAAGGAUUACAAGCGUUUAUAUAUUCCCGAUCUCGGUUCCAAUAAUGUCGAUGUUACUGACCGGGUUCAAUGGUUUAAUCAGUUAUAUAGAAGUGCUUUGCAAGUUGUAGAGGAAGGGGUAAUUUCCCUUGACCAUUACAAGGUUGCUCUACAAGCAUUCGAAGAGUCGCUGAAUAGGGUUCAUGAUGUAGAAGAAAAGCAGGAAUAACAUAAAAUGAUUGUGAGUUUCUCUGUAACUAAACUGUUACCAUUCCUUUCUAUCCUCUCCUGUUGUUGAGGGAAUGACUCCAGCUGUUCUUGUGCAUAAUGUAUUAUUCUUCACGAAGCGAAUUGCGACUGCUUUAUCAAUAUGAAAAAAAUAAAAAAAAAUAGGAUCAGUUUUCAUCCAUUA
This is a messenger RNA of Cornus florida, 2409 nucleotides long. RefSeq names its product protein FAR1-RELATED SEQUENCE 6-like. Gene Ontology annotation, biological process: regulation of DNA-templated transcription. NCBI's taxonomy places the organism in Eukaryota, Viridiplantae, Streptophyta, Magnoliopsida, Cornales, Cornaceae. Bases 223 to 2226 code for a protein of 667 amino acids. Gene Ontology annotation, molecular function: zinc ion binding. The transcript has 3 exons. The record is from RefSeq and is a predicted model, not a curated record.